AUGUGUCGCCCAAUAAGAAUGUGGGCCUGCAGUGACGUCACUGCUGGUAUAAAAGCCUGCUGCACAGCCCUACUUUCUUCUUCUAUUCCUGUCAACCGGAGAGUGAGUGAGUCUCAGGGGUGAGAGUGAUGGGGCUGGGAGAGGGGGGUGAGUGAGGGUGAGGUGAGGUGUCUCAGAAGAAGGUUGGUGGGGGUGAGGUGUGUCUCAGGGGAUGGUGGGGGUGGGUGUCUCAGAAGGGAUGGUGGGGGUGGGUGUGUCUCAGGGAUGGUGGGGGUGAGGUGUGUGUCUCAGGGAUGGUGGGGUGAGGUGUCAGGGGGUGUGUGUCUCUCAGGGGGAUGGUGGGGGUGAGGUGAGGUGUCUCAGGGGAUGGUGGGGUGGUGGUGGAGUGUCUCAGGGGAUGGUGGGGGUGGUGGUGGAGGUGUCUCAGGGGAUGGUGGGGUGGGUGGGUGGGGUGUCCUCAGGGAUGGUGGGGGGGUGGGUGGUGGAGUGUCUCAGGGGAUGGUGGGGGUGAGGUGAGUGUCUCCGGGGAUGGUGGGGUGGUAGGUGUGUCUCAGGGAUGGUGGGGGGGUUGUGAGUGAGUGUGUCUCAGGGAUGGUGGGGGGAGUGAGUGAUGGGGCUAAGAGAGGGAGGGGUCCUGGGUGGGGGUGCAUUGGGUUCUCUGAGUGUGCCCGGUGCUCUGUACAGUCUCCUCUGACAAUGUGCUGGGCGCUCUAUUAAUACAGUCUGUCCUCUGGCUGGGUGCUCUGCUCAGUGGGACAUUGUGUUAACAGUCUGUGUAUUUACCCAUUUCCUUCCCAUAGAAUGGCUGCCAACCAGGAGCGCACGUUUAUAGCAGUCAAGCCUGAUGGGGUCCAGCGGGGACUGGUCGGUGAUAUCAUCAAACGGUUUGAACAGAAAGGAUUCCGCCUGGUAGCCAUGAAAAUUAUGCAGGUAGCCACCUUUUGUUUAGAUACCCUGGAGGACUGGCUCCUGCUGUAAGAAUGUUCCAAUUUAUGCCCUUCUUGCCCCCUAACGUAUGCCCCGGCUGUGAAUGUGAUAUUGCCAUAUGUUGGUGUCCCUGGUUCUGACACUGAUUAGGGUCUGUCCACUGCUCCCGCUCCAUGACCUUGCAAUGUCUCCCCGUUCAGACACUUCUUUGUUCUGCUCAGAAGGUUCCGGGUUUGGCCAACACUAGACUCCCUGGGGCGUUAUUAACCCUCCUGGUCUCUUUAAAGCUUAUAUUAUGUUUCUACCGUCUAUACAGGAGAAUAGACCUCCGAAUGGUGUAUAACUAAACCUUCCAGAAUUUGGAGUCCUUCAUCUGCUGUAGAUUCACCUUUAGCUACCCUUGCACUAAGGGGUUAAAUUAACCAAUUAAUUGUAUCAAUGUGAAUAAUACUGUUACCUUUCACUUUUUGAGUGACUGCUGCCUGUACUGUCUGCAAAUGUCUUUGAUAGAUUCCCUGCAUUUCUGAGUUUUCAUUUUCAUGCCUUCUCUUGCAGGCCCCUAAAGACCUCUUGAAACAGCACUACAUUGACCUUAAAGAUCGCCCCUUCUACAAUGGAUUGGUUGAAUACAUGAGCUCCGGGCCAGUGGUUCCUAUGGUAGGUACUGGGCAGUGCCCUGCUGAGAUCAAUGUCAGGGAUAUUUAAUUCCAGUGAAUUGUUGGGGUUGAAGAAUGCAUUGCAAUAAUACCUCCUGAAAUAUUCUCCAAAUUGCUAUCGUCACAUCUUAACGAUCGUAGACUCAACUUUGUGUUUUUUUUUUUUUUUUGUCUAAAAUUCAUAGCUUAGUAAUGUAAACCCCUGUCUUGGUUUUUUUUUUUUUUUCUUCUUGAGUGUUAAGAUAACAAUCAUGUCAGGUUCUACAUAUAAUUACAUCCAAAGCCAUAAAUGGAUAAUCGAUUUUAUAUUUUACGAGAUUGUUCCUUUUAAUAGUGUGUGUGUAUAUGUUUUAUUGUGGUCCCCCUUCAAAAUAAUAAACUAAACUAGCCUAUAAUCCAGAGCCAAGGCAGUCCUGUUUCUACAGCCCAAUCCACCCAUAGUGAGAUCAGUCCUGAUAAUCUCUAGUCCAUGUCCUACACUUCUUAACAAGCCAAGAAGUUGUUAAUCAUUGCAAGCCAGCAGAGUCCAUGGUAAGCUUACCAGUGAGUUUCUAAUACCAAAGAUGGCUUUUAACUUGCCCUUAGCUUAGACUGUCAAUCUGUUCCAAUACUGCAUAUAGAAAAGUAUGACGUUUAAAUACUUAUCUGAGAAGCACUGGUUGCAUUCAGUGUCACAUGGAGCAUGAUGACUGAUUGUGAAUACUUUGGGGGGGUGGCAGUGUUUACUCACCAGCUGUCUAGUGUGCCGGUGCUGCCUUUCUGAGGGUUGUGGGAGUUUGCACUACUGUAGAAGUCUUGUGAAUGGAGAGAUACUGAAUGGCUCAUAACAUUGGCUCUCUCAAUUGGCAAUGCCUCUAUCAAGAAUCUGAGCAAUGGGACAGGGAAACUGUUUUUUUGAAGUAAAUGAUUCAUGAAUCCUUUAACCCCUAAGGUGUCCAGUGACCUCCUGGAACCAUAACUACUUUACAAUUAAAGCUUUUCUUGGUGCCCAGAGUGUGCCUUUAAACCGAAAGUGUAACCUUAAUGGGUAGACUUAGUGUCCAGUAUCUGUGGUAUUUAUAGAGUAAUUCACGCCAGGAAUGAAUGAAACGUGAAGCAGGGUGUCCUGUAACAAGCUCAUCCCAUUCUCCACAGGUCUGGGAGGGUCUGAAUGUGGUGAAGACAGGCCGUGUGAUGCUGGGAGAGACCAACCCUGCAGACUCUAAGCCCGGCACCAUCCGUGGAGAUUUCUGCAUACAGGUUGGCAGGUAAGUGGUGUAAACACCCCCCCCAAACACACGACUUCAUUCCUUCUCUUCCAGAAUCCAGUUGACCGCACAGAAUACUUGGCAGCUUUUGCCAUUUGAUCAUCUAGACUUGCAGGAAGUGAAUUAUUUGAAUAAUGCUAUUUAAUUAAGUUUUAUGGCUUCUGCAGGCUGACCUCUUCAAUUAUGAAGAUGAAUCAUUAAAAAUAAAACCUUUUUAAAUCCGUUCCUGUCUUGCUGCACAUUUUCACAGUCCUGCAUUAAUGUCUGAAGCCAGAGUGUGAUCUGGAUAAUAUUUCCCAGCCAAUCCUGGUCCUCUUAAAUGUAACGGAAAUGUAGUAACCAUAACGGUAGGGUUUACAUGGUGUUAUAGGUGAGAGACUAAAGUUCAAGCAUUAUAAAACAAAGCUUUUGUGCUGUUGAUCCAAAAAGUCCCUCCUUGACUUACAAAUGGUAUUCAGACUCCUAGUAACAACCUGUUUAAUAAUCUUUUUCUAAUGACAUGAUGCUGAACUGACUUGUGACUUGACUGGAUACGUUGACAGACUAAAUGUUUGUGUAGGAAAAUAUUGGAAGCUCUUGGCUGAGUAUGUUUGGAGCUUUAGAGAUGUUGUUAAACUGAAUCCCUGAGUGAACCUAUUGUGAAUCAUUUAACUGGCCUGCAGUCUAUCCCAUAUUACAAAGAUUUCUGGUGACUUUAAUGUAGAAUACACUACCUGCAUUCCAGUGACUGUUUGUGGGUGUUACUCUGUGUAACUCCCCACCUGGCCAUCCUCUGGCCCGCCUUUGUUUCUUCUUUAACGUGCCCUGCUUGGGACACAUCGGGCAAAUAUCUACAGGUAUAUCUGCACACUGGCUUCAUAACUUAUACGCCCUAGCCAGCGCUUCUAGUUUCUAUAGGAAUAGAAGUGCAUGUGCUGUGGUUGCUAUAGGAAGAGAGCUGAGGGACUUCCUGUGGGAGGUAUUUUCUGCUCACCCUAAUUUUAAAUCUAAAGAUGAUGGUACCAGGUAUGGAUAAAAGAUUAUGCCUAAUCUAAUGAGCAUAGGCAGUCUGUGGCACAACAGGUGCCCUCUUUAACAGCUUUCUAUUCUAGCUAGCUCAUUUGCUAAAAGUUGCAUGAUGUUCAGUGAGCCUUCAAGUGCGCACCUCAGUCCAGUUGCAGAAGUCACCCAGCGUCUCAUGAUCAGUCUGUCACUUAGUAACCUUCCAAGUACUGACAUAACGGCUUCCCUUGUGGCUGAGUGAAUAGGAGUAACCUGGGGCUUCUCGUUCAUGUUUUAUAGGCAGAGGCCAGUGUUUCUAAAUAUUGCGGUUAUCUCCUUCUGGAUUAUUGGGUAUUAUCUGUUUCUUAGAGGCAGGUGACUUAUUUUAGAGACCUUCCCAGGGUUGUCAAACUACCUCUCCUACUGCUGUUUGACUUCAGAAAGCUGGAAACUCUAAGCAAACCUUUAGGGGACUUUAAUAUAGAAAUAAGGCUACAGAUGGAGAUCCCUUAUUUAUCUUGGCUUGUAAAGGUUUGUUUCAGAAUGAGUCAGGCCUGUGUGCUGCAGCUGCUACCAUCUUACUUGUUGCUCCUGCCCAGGGCCAGUUCUUGGGAGUGAGUGUAGAUAUGAGGUGUCUAUAUUCGCUGUCUGUCCCUCAUGCUACAAUCACUUUACACAUGGCCUUGUUCAGUUUAGUUGGACUAUGAGCCGAUCUCCCGACAGGUAGCGCUCAGCCCAAGUUGUGUGCAGCCUGCAGACAAGGCACACAAAGACUAACACAACAUUCUAGAAUUCUGAUCUGGAGUAGGUUUAUAGCCGUGUGGUGUGUUCCCCCUACAAAUCAAGUGACUCACAGAGCUGAGUUGCUGUAUGCUUACUUCAUACACCAGUAAUGUGAAGUUAUGCAAAGCUGUAAUGGUGCUUAGUGACCCCCUUAGUGCUAACCCCUCUGUAGUGGCUCACAGUAUCAUAUUGUCAAUGUGUUGCAUGCAGUAGACUGCUUACUAAGGCUCUGUAUUUACCAUAUUCUGUCGUCACUUACCUGUUCUGACUUACCGUUGCAUCUUCCAGGAACAUCAUUCACGGCAGCGACUCUGUGGAAAGUGCCAAGAAGGAGAUUGCCUUGUGGUUCACUCCAGAAGAGCUGUGCGACUACAAAAGCUGUGCCAACGACUGGGUGUAUGAAUAACGAGCGUCUUUCCUUUACCUGUCAGUCAUUCCGUUACAUGAAUAAAGUAUUACUGCCCCCAAACAAGCUUGCCUGUGUCCUGUUUUGCUUACAUGUAAAUCUAGAUCAAUACUUGCCACCAUCAGAACUGCAAAAAGACAAUAAACAUGAAAAUCCUGGCUCUGACAUCUGCACUGCUAUAGCAGGCCUUAAGCACACAGUGUCCUGAUUAGACCUAUUAAUUAGCACAAUGUAUGACUGAGAAACUGGUCUGAAAACACCCAUACAAGUCCUCUGGAGCAAAGGAAGUCCUGUUCUAGAACUGGCUUAUGUGGCCAGCAAUGUUUGAGCAGAUCUAAAACGAAAGACAGAAUGUACACUUCUGGAGGAAAGGGCUUUACAUAAUCUGCUCCUAGUCCUUUAUCAGGCUGGCUGAGCGUGUUUGGAGGUAGAGCACAUUACAAGAACCUUGCCUCUAUCGGAGGUUAUUUUCCUGUAGAUCCAAGAAGCUUUUAAUCCCAAGAGGGUGGAUAAUAUUACUAACCGUUUAACAAAAUCCCAUUGCUAAUCACCAAACACUGACUGGAAAGAAAAGCUCUGAAAUCAUUAAAGCUGCACAUCUGGGUAAUCACUGGAGUCUGUCUACCCAGAAACUGCAUGGGCCAGAGGGCCUUGUAGUACAAUAAAAGGGACAACUGUCACAUCAAAGCUCCUUAAUUUUAUUUAUUUUUUCUUUAUGUGUAAUAGAAUGGGAAUGCAGCUGUACCUUAAUUCUAUGACUGGAUCCUUCAGACUUACACCUUGGGUCAGACAGUGUUUGAAAACUGAUGGAUUCUCAUACAGCAGUGGGCUGACUGCGCAAAGGGAGCUUCGGUUUCCCCUUCCUGGUCUGAUAGGAAGUGCUCACUAAGUGUUGAACUGCUUCCUCAGACUGGGUAGAGGAAACCUGAAGCGCCUAUACUGAGGCCUGCUAACUCAGGUAGGGAGGACAAGAGAUACACAAAGGAGUUGGGGGAAGAAAGAGGUCAGCCAGCAACAGUAACUAAGAUGAAGAGCCAACGUGGGCUGGGUAUGUUAUAUUACUAUAUUGUGAAUAGAGGCCGAAGUGUUAGUUGAUGGAUCAUACAUGUACUGCACAUGUGGAAUCUGGUCAAAACCACUUAUUCCUCGUAACUUCAGUGACGCGGCCGCAGCUAACGUGACAUGUUCGAGUAAUGGAACACCAUUUCGACUGCUGCUGUGUCAUGAAAUGAUGCAUGUCUGAAAAGUGACACCAACAUGAAAAGCUCUGCUCUAUGAUCUUCUUCCUCUCUCUGCACAGAGCCAGACAGGGAAGACCAUAGAGACAAACUCAUUUUCAAACACUCCUUGACCCAAGCUGUGUGUAUGGCCAAAUGAUCCUGUCCUACUAUAGCUAGGUAGGGGUGAGGUUCUUUUGUUAAAUAGUUUUAUAGUGACAGUUGUCCUGAUGGGUUACCCCCCCCUAUUAACCUGAACGGUAAACAACUUACCAUGACCCAUCGAACCUCACUUCUCAUAGUGAAUCAUUUGAUUGGGCAUCCUCACAGAGCAUACACCUACUGUGAGCCAGAGAUGGAGUGGGUGUGGAUAAUGAAGGGAAUUAUUUAUCAGUGGAAUAGGGGGUAUUGAUGCACCCCUAGUGCUGCGUGUAAGGGUAGAAACUGAUAAGGUCUGUCGCUAGUGCGCAACAACAGACUUACUAUUUGCACAAAUUUAACAUUAGGCAGCCCAAAACUAUGCUGGGACUUUAACAUGGCCCAAAAGUGCAAAUAUCUCCUUAUUCCAGUUAUUGAUUAUGGGGAUGUAGUGUAUGCACCUGCACCGCAAGCCCACCUUCAUAAACUUACUACAUUGUAUAAUUUGCCGCUUUGUGCUACAAUGUUCCUACUUGAUCCACCAUUGUAACAUGUUAAAAUGGCUAAACUGUCUCUGGAAUACAGACGCACCCGUCAACUUUACAGUCUUGUGUUUAAGAGCUUUUCUGGGAAACCCCCACCCUACCUGAGCAGAAUGCCCCUCCCCGGCUGUUUCCACCUCCUAUAUCCUCCGAUCCAGUACCAGCACAAAAAAAAAUAAAGGGACCCGACCCUCAUUUUCUUACAGAGCACCACAAUUAUGGAAUAACCUCCCCCUCCACAUAUCUUAAAACAGAAGGCAUCUGUCAUUAUUAUUAUUAUUGCCAUUUAUAUAGCGCCAACAGAUUCCGUAGCACUUUACAAUAUUAUGAGAGGGGGAAGAUUUAACUAUAAAUAGGACAAUUACAAGAAAACUUACAGGAAAGAUAGGUUGAAGAGGACCCUGCUCAAACAAGCUUACAGUCUAUAGGAGGUGGGGUAAAAAACACAAUAGGACAGGAAACAGCAAUCAAAUAAAAUGGGAGUGACGCAGAGCUGGAGGGGAGAGUAAAGUGCUACCCAUAGAGACAGGUAUGUAAGGUAGAGGUUAGUCUGGGGGGCCAUAAGCCUUCCUAAAGAGAUGGGUUUUAAGGCACUUCUUAAACGACUGAAGACUAGAGGAGAGACUGAUGGGGGUAGGCAGGCUAGUCCAUAGGAAGGGAGCUGCCCGCGGGAAGUCCUGCAAGCGUGAGUUGGCCGUACGGGUGUGAGCAACGGACAGGAGAAGGUCACAGGCCGAGUGGCGAGACCGAGAAGGGACAUACCUAUGGAUCUGUGAAGAGAUAUAAGAGGGGCUAGAAUUGUUCAAUUUAUAGGUAUGGGUUAGCACUUUGAAUUGACUCCUAUAGGAUACAGGGAGUCAAUGUAAGGACUGACAAAUCAGUUUGGCAGCAGCAUUCAUUACAGACUCUAGCGGGGCAAUACAGCUUUUGGGAAGUCCAAUUAGGAAAGGGUUACAAUAAUCCAUGCAGGAAAUUACUAGAGAAUGGAAAGCUCCUUGGUAGAAUCUUGUGUAAGAAAGGGGCGGAUGCUGGCUAUGUUUUUAAGAUGAAAUCUACCAGAUUUGGCAACAUGCUGGAUGUGAGGCUCAAAGGUGAGGCCAGAUUGAAAUAUGACGCCAAGAUAGCGCGCAUGCAAGGAUGGACUUAUGUGGAUACCACUAAUUUGAAGGGAAAGUGAAAGAGGAGGAUCAGUAUUAGGAGGAGGAAAGACAGGGAGCUCAGUUUUAGAGAGAUUGAGUUUCAGAAAGCGGGAGGACAUCCAGUCAGAGAUGGAAGAAAGGCAAACAGUGACACGUUGCAGGACGGCAAGGGAGAGGUCCAGGGAGGAGAGAUAUAUCUGGGUGUCAUCAGCGUACAGGUGGUAGUGGAAUCCAAAAGAGGUAAUAAGCUUGCCAAGAGAGGCAAUAUAAAGAGAAAAUAGAAGGGGACCGAAGUACAGAGCAUUGGAGGGACUCCAACCGAGACAGGACGAGGGGAGGAGGUAUCAGAGACCGAGUGAUUGUAGAGUUUGAAGAAAGAGAGCAUGAUCAACGGUGUCAAAGGCAGCAGAGAGGUCAAAAAGAAUUAGUAUGUAGUAGUAGCCUUUGUAUUUAGCUGCAAUUAGGUCGUUAGUAACUUAGAUAAGAGCAGUCUCAGUAGAGUGGAGAGGGUGGAAGCCAGAUUGAAGAGGGUCAAGGAGAGAGUUGGAAUUGAGGAAGUAAGACAUACGGGGGAGGAUGGGUCAAGAGAUUUUUUUUCAGGAUAGGUACUACAGUGGCAUGUUUAAAGUGAGCAGAGACAAUGCCAGAAGAGAGAGAGCAGUUGAAGAUGUGUGUUAAGGGAGGCGCAAGACAAGGGGAGAGAGAUCUGAUAAGGUGAGACGGGACAGGAUCAAGUGGUGGGGUGAGAGCAAAGGAGAAGCGCAGCCACCUCUUGUUCAGUACCCGGGGAGAAAGUCUAUAGGGUAGGAAAGGCAUGCUCUACGUGUGGUUGAGAAAGAAAACAGCAAGGUGGGGAGAGUUCUUUCCUUAGCUGUUCAAUCUUGUCGGUAAAGUAGCAUGCAAAGCUAUCGGCUGUAAGGUUAGUUUGGGGGGUGGCCACAGCAGGGUGAAGAAGAGAAUUAAAGGUGUCAAAGAGACGCCUGGGAUUGCGGGAGCAUGAACUAAUGAGAGAGGAAAAAUAUAACUGUUUGGCGAGGGCAGGGGCGGUGCUGUUUGAACACAAUAUGAAUCUAUAAUGGAGAAAAUCUGACUGGGUGCGAGACUUCCUCCACAACGAGAGCAUCUUUGCAGGUAGUGUGUUGAUUUACUAUGCCACGGUGCAUGUUUGGAGCGGGCUGCAGGUGUGAGGGUAGUGUUAUAUGUGGAGAUGGCCAGUGAGGGACAGGAGAGGGAAGGGAUGGAUAGCAGUUGUGAAUCAAUAUCAGCUGCUGGGGGUCAAUAGAAUUAAGGUUCCUCCUGAGUUGAGGGGGGUUAGGCUGAGGUUGUUGGGUGAGGCGGUGAUUAGAGAGAGGAAAUGGAGUGUUGCAGAUAUUAGAUACUGUACAUGCAUAAGAGAAGAUUAGGUCAAGGGCAUGGGUGGGAGAAUUAGCCCACUGUGAUAGCCCGAGAGAGGAAGUUAUUGAAAGUAGUUAGACUGCUGAGGUCAAAGGUGGCUUAAUGGGAAUAUUGAAGUCCCCAAGAAUUAGGGAUGGAAUAUUAGAAGAGAGGAAAUAGGGUAACCAGGCAGCAAAGUGGUCAAAGAAGAGGAGAGGGGAAACAAAGUUAAUGUAAACAAAGCCCCAGGGCCAGAUGGUAUGCACCCAUGAUAUAUAACGGCAAUGUUAGUAGAGAAGGGUUUGAAAAGGCGAAUCGAAUGAAUUGUCAUGGUUGAUUAUAUAUUCUUGCCUGUUCUAUGUUAAAAUUUGUAUAUGUGUUGUGUAUUAAUAUUGUUUUAGCAUUUAACUGUAUCCUAUUGUAACAAGGUAGUUUGUGGGCCCAGGACAUACUUGAAAACAAGAGAAAUCUCAAUGUAUCCUUCCUGGGAUAAAUGUUAUAACUAAAUGUGCAGAAUUGUACAAAAAAACCCACACACACUCUCUCUCUCUCGUAGCCAAAGAGAGCAAGACCAACCCCCCAAAAAGUAUUUUAAGGUACAUGAAUGCCAAAAAGGUUAAGAGUGAAAGUGUUGGUCCAUUAGAAUCUGAGAUAGGUGUGUUAAUCAAGAAGAAUCAGGACAGGGCCAUAAUUAUAAUUUUAUUUUCUUCAGUAUAUAUAUUAAGAAAAACUUAUAGCUGUAUAUCUGUAAAUCUCUGUUACAAAACCUUUACAGCAAUCAGGUGAUUGGUUAACACAGGAUAAAGUGCUACUGCAAUUAAAAAAAAAGUUAAUGUAAACAAAGCCCCAGGGCCAGAUGGUAUGCACCCAUGACCACUUAUGGAGUUUAGUGUAAAAAUAUCCAUACCACCGGUUUUAAUCUUUCAGAAUUCUUUUAUUUCAGGAAUUGUACCAGAGGAGAAAAACAGAUGUGAUUACUGAAUUUAAAAGGGAUUCAAAAUCUCAACCCAGAAACUACAGACCUGUGAGUUUAACAUCUGUGGUUGGGAAAUUAUUUGAAGGGCUGUUAAGGGAUGAUAUUCAAGAAUUUAUUUUAACAAGAAUACCCUAAGUAGGAAUCAAUAAUUUUAUGAUCAAAGUUUUAUGAAAGACAGGUCGUGCCAACUUAACUUUGAGUUUUAUGAAGUUGUUAGUAGAAAUAUUCAUCAGGGUGAUCCAGUGGAUGUGAUCUACUUUUGCUAAGGCAUUUGAUACAGUUCCACACAAAAAGUUACUAUUAAAAAGUUAAAUCAGUUAGUGUAGAUGACAAAUCUUGUUAUUGGAUAGAACACUGGCUUAUAGGAACACUCAGCUGUCCAAAUACAAAAAGCAAAUCACGCUUUAGCAGAUAUACUCCAAUAAAAACACUCCAAUGCACGCAUGCAUUUUUCAUCGGUAGUAUAUAAAACAGCUAUUAAAACCUGCAGAUAUCUUGCGUGCAGCCUUUGCAAGCCCUCCCCUUCAAACCCCGCCCAGAUUUUCUGUGGCUGUCCAAUCACAGACUUCCCAAUGUAGCUCAGUGAGAAGUAUUUGCAAGGCAGGUGCUCUGAGCAAUUGCUGCCUCUUGAGUUUAGUUCAACUGAGCUAACAAAACCAGGAAGUAACAAGACCGAUUGUAUGAUUUACAUCCAGGGGGGGAUGUAACACAGUUAAUUUAUAAAAGUAUCAAUUUCUAUUGAAAUCUGACUGUGUGUAAAAUGAAAAAAAAAAGUACACACUCUUCACACAAAACAUUUCAGCAAGCUCAAAGGGCCAGGGGCAUCCCUUUAAACAUAGAGUACAGAGAGUAGUAGAGAUAGAAAAUAUACAAAUUAGACAAAAAUGGUGAGUGGAGUGCCUCAGGAUUCUGUCCGGAUCCCACAUCUUUUUUAAUUUGCUCAUAAAUAAUCUUAACGUUGGCAUUGUAACUAGGCAAGAUAAAUGAACAUGAUAUAACUUCUCUACAGAGGAUACAUUGGGGUACUGGGCAGGCGAGUGGCAGAUGAGAUUCAACACAGAUAAAUACAAAGUCAUGCAUUUUGGAAUAAGGAACCCACAAUCCACUGAUACAUUAAAUAGGGUUGAGUUAGGGUAACUGUAAAUAAAAAAGGACUUGGGGACUGUUAAGACACUCCCGGCAUUAAGGAGGGAACUCGCCGUUUAGUAGAGCUUCACACACAUACAACACCCACAGACAUACACAGCACCCACAGACAUUCACAACACCUACACACAUACAGCACACACAUACAGCACCCACAGACAUACACAGCACCUACACACAUACAGCACCCACAGACAUACACAGCACCUACACACAUACAGCACCCACACACAUACACAACACCUACACAGAUACAGCACCCACAGACAUGCACAGUACCCACACACAUACAGCACCCACACACAUACACAGCACCUACACACAUACAGCACCCACACACAUACACAGCACCAACACACAUACAGCACCCACAGACAUACACAGCACCUACACACAUACAGCACCCACAGACAUACACAGCACCUACACACAUACAGCACUCACACACAUACACAGCACCAACACACAUACAGCACCAACACACAUACAGCACCCACACACAUACAGCACCCACAGACAUACACAGCACCCACAGACAUACACAGCACCCACACACAUACAGCACCCACAGACAUACACAGCACCUACACACAUACAGCACCUACACACAUACACAGCACCAACACACAUACAGCACCCACAGACCUACACACAUAAAGCACCAACAGACAUACACAGCACCUACACACAUACAGCACCCACAGACAUACACAGCACCUACACACAUACACAGCACCCACACACAUACAGCACCAACACACAUACAGCACCCACAGACAUACACAGCACCCACACACAUACAGCACCCACACACACAUACAGCACCCUCACAAACACACACAGCACCCUUACACACAGCACACAAACAGCACCCUCACACACAGCACACAAACAGCACCCUCACACACACAGUACACUAACAGUACCCUCACAAACACAAACACAAACACAGCACACUACCAGUACCCUCACACACAAACAGCACCCUCACACACAGUACAUUAACAACACCCUCACAAGCGCACACACACACACACAAACAGCACCCUCACACACAGUACAAUAACAGCACCCUGACAAGCGCACUCACACAAACACCCUCACCCACAUAGCACACUACCAGCACCAUCACACACACAUCACACUAACAGCACCCUCACACAGCACACACACAGCAGUAUACAUAUACAUAUAUAUACAUACAUACAUAUAUACGCGGCGUGUGCUCGUGCUUUAGGGUGCACACCCUAAUGCAAUAGGCUGCGCACACCUAUGAUCCUAGUGUAAGCGAGUAAACUUGCAGAAGCCAGACACAGAGAGAUGGAUGCAGGUUUUCAGGAAGUAAGAGGUCUUUAUUAACAUACCGAUCGGGUCUCAGAUGAACUAACGUUCCAAAACAGGCCUGAGGGCCGAACACAUGGAGUACAUGCUUUUUGUAGAACUAUAACUCCUCCCAUUAAUAGCUCCACCCACAUAUACCCUUAAUCAAUCGGUGGACAGGAUUUGGAUUUCCUUAUAUGGGCAGACCACAUGGCUCAUCCGAAACAAAGGAGAAAGGAAUGUGAUUUCAGUUCCUGCAUUCCUGCACAUGCUCAGUACAUUGAAGACAGUAUCUUAGCUACAUGUAACUAACUAACUGAUACAACAUACACAUAUGCCAUGUGGAAAUCUCGAUCUACUAAAUUUACAUUUCACCGAAGUUCCAUCAUACUAGUUGUGACAAAGUUAUGCGUGCUGAACCAACUUGUAAUCCUGACACUAAGUUCAUUAACAGGAAUAUAUAACAGACAAGAGGUCACCCAUUGAUACUGGAAGAAAGGAGUUUUCACUUACAGCAGACGAAAGGGUUUUUUACAGUAAGAACAAUACAGCAAUAUGUUGAAUUCUUUACUCAAAGAGAUUGUCUUAUCAGAUUCUGUAAAUAUAUAUUUGCUCAGUGCGCUCGAAGUACCAGUUAAAAUGCCAGUGAUUUUGUAAUCCCUGUAUAUUGCAGAAAGGGAUAGGGCAGGGUCUCCAUGUGUUCUGAUUCCUGAGAGCUUGGCCUGGAAUUACAAUGUGCCCUUGAUUCUAAACAUUCUGACUGAAGCAAAUUUUGUACCAUGUUUGAGAGGAUAUUACUUAAUAGCUCGAAAUAUGAUAAUCUGAUUAACUUGGUAAAAUAAAUCAUCUGGUGUGGCUGUUAAUCCUUGGAAGGGUCUCUGACCCUUGCUUAAGUCAUGGAGCCAGGGCAAGAUACAAACUGCCCUGAUGACAUCGGCCCAGGACAGAGUUUACCCUGAUUCCUGUCACUUUGUCAUUUUGGAGCCACGUAUCAUCCAGUCCUAAAGGGAGAUAAAUACGUCAGCUGGGAUAUAAUGACGCUGAUUUACUAAACUGAGAAUUGUGUUUAACUCCCAAUCUUGGCAGUUUACCAAUUUGAAUGUUUUGACCCAAACUUUGCAUUUUCCUCUUUACCGAAUAACCUUGAAUGAUGCAUUGAUUGGCUGUAAAUCGAUACAUUGCAGGAAGGGAGAUAGAUUAAUCUCGACAGUUCUUUUAGAAUCUCUUCUUGAUCAGCUGGCGUAUUUCCCACAGAAUAUGAAACAUUCAUCCUGCAGGGCAGCCCUUUUCAUGGACUGUUCAUCACAACUGUAACCCGACAUCCCCCCAAAAAUGGAAAAAGGUGUCUUCCUUUUAUGUAGGUAAAUAGCAUCUUCAAAUAAGCAUGUUAGCUAUGCCGACGUGUUUAUGUAAUGCAGCCCAAAGCUUAGUAACGCAAAAAGGGUAGUCAGCGCCAAAAAUCUAAUCCACAGAUAAGAAACAAAACAAGAAUAUGUGUUUCUGAAGAAUUCUCACCACUACUCGUUAACAAUACGAAAAAAUCUGUCCAGUCAAAAUCUUCUUAAAAUAGAUGGACAGUGAUAAAUGGAAUUCCCUCAUCCGUUAGCUGCUCACCCAGUCUCCACUACUUCAAAAAAUCAUUAAAAACCCACUUCUUCAUUAAAGCGUAUCAAUUAAACUGUUAAUAGCUCCCGACUGAUUCCUCUCUUGCAACUAUCACUAGUCUAAUAAUAUCCUUACCUUUUUGUGUCACUUUACCCCACUCCCUUUAACAUGUAAACUCAGUGAGCAGUGCCCUCAAUCCCUCUGUUACUGUGUCACUAUACCCCACUCCCUCUAACAUGUAAACUCACUGAGCAGGACCUCAAUCCCUCUGUUACUGUGUCACUAUACCCCACUCCCUCUAACAUGUAAACUCAAUGAGCAGGACCUCAAUCCCUCUGUUACUGUGUCACUAUACCCCACUCCCUCUAACAUGUAAACUCACUGAGCAGGCCCUCAAUUACUGUGUCACUAUACCCCACUCCCUCUAACAUGUGAACUCACUGAGCAGGGCCUCAAUCCCUCUGUUACUGUGUCACUAUACCCCACUCCCUCUAGCAUGUAAACUCACUGAGCAGGACCUCAAUCCCUAUGUUACUUUGUCACUAUACCCCACUCCCUGUAACAUGUAAACUCACUGAGCAGGGCCCUCAAUCCCUCUGUUACUGUGUCACUAUACCCCACUCCCUCUAACAUGUAAACUCACUGAGCAGGCCCUCAAUCCCUCUGUUACUGUGUCACUAUACCCCACUCCCUCUAACAUGUAAACUCACUGAGCAGGCCCUCAAUCCCUCUGUUCCUGUGUGUCCAACUUGUCUGGUUACAACUACAUGUCUGUUCAUCUACCCAUUGUAAAGCGCUGCGGAAUUUGACGGCGCUAUAUAAAUAAUAACAUAAUAAUAAUAAUAACCAUGGUAUGCCAUGGCUAGGAAGGUUAAGGAGAUUUUUUUCCCCACUAUAUGUGAAUUUAAUCUAUUUUAAGUAUUUUAUUUUGAAUAAAAAUAUUUUUUUAUUAGGAACGAGAAGCGGGGAGAAUUUUUUAGAAAUACGUAUCCUUUUUUUCCCUUGUCUGUGUAAUAACAAUACAGGGUGUAUUUGGCAGCUCCGUCUGUGGGCGUGGAUACCGAGGUAUGUGCUGGGAGUGUUAUAGAGCCGGGGUGGCUGGGAGAAGUUUCUUAUUGUGAAUGUCCUGGGUGAUUCAUGGCUCAUUUGCUGACAGUAUACAAUUUGUCGUCCAAUAAGAUUGUGGGGUGAGUGAGGGGAACCUGGGUUUGGGAGAGGAUGCAUUGCUUUCUAUAGGGCCCUGAGUGUGCAUGGUGCUCUGUGUGGGUGACGCUCCACCAUCUUGUGCGCCGUGCCUCUGCUUUCAGGGUAUGGAGCCAGGGUCUGGUAGGACACCUUUAACAAUGGACUGUGUCCUUCGGGGGUUCUGUGACUUUAACACAAACUGUCCCAGGAUGUAAUCAUUUCCUUCCCAUAGAAUGACUGCCAACCAGGAGCGCACGUUUAUCGCUGUCAAGCCUGAUGGUGUCCAGAGGGGACUGGUCGGUGAAAUCUUGAAGCGGUUUGAACAGAAAGGAUUCCGCCUGGUAGCCAUGAAAUUAAAGCAGGUAGCCAACAUUAUUUACAGAUACCAUGGGGGAGUUGCUGCUGAAUGUUCAUAUAUUCUCAUUUCCUGGCCCUGGCUGUCGGUGUACCCAUAUCCUGGCCCUGGCUGUGGGUGUGCCCAUAUUGUAACCCUGGCUGUCUUUGCUCUGUGUUUCCGGGUUUGGCUGACACACCAGACUCCCUGGGGCAUUAUUAACCCUCCUGGUCUCUUUAAUAGUUGUAUUAUGUUCCUACCGUCUAUACAGGAGUGACAAAGGAUUAUUAUUAUUAUGUUAUUAUUUAUAUAGCGCCAUCAAAUUCCGCAGCGCUUUACAAUGGGUGGACGAACAAACAUGUAGUUGUAACCAGACAAGUUGGACACACAGGACCCUGCUCAAUGAGCUUACAUGCUAGAGGGAGUGGGGUAAAGUGACACAUAAGGUAAGGAUAGACCUCGGAAAAGUGUAUAACUAAACCUUCCAGAAUUUGGAGACCUUUAUCUGCUCUAGAUUUACAUUUAGCUGCCCUUGCAAUAAGGGGUUAAAUUAACCGAUUAAUUGUAUCAAUGUGAAGAAUACCGGUUACCUUUAGCUAUUUGAGUGACGGCUGCCUGAAGAGUCCCUGCAUUUCUGAGUUUUCACUUUCAUGCCUUCUCUUGCAGGCCCCCAAAGACCUCCUGAAACAGCACUACAUUGACCAUUAAGAUCGCCCCUUCUACAAUGGAUUGGUUGAAUACAUGAGCUCCGGGCCAGUGGUUCCUAUGGUACGUACUGGGCAGUGCCCUGCUGAGCUCAAUGUCGGGGAUAUUUACUUCCAGUGAAUUGUUGGGGUUGAAGAUUGAAUUGCAAUACCUUAUUCUGAAAUAUUCUCCAAAUUGCUAUAGUCACAUCUUCGCCAUCGUAGACUAAACUUUGCUAUCUAGUAUUUAUUGCACUAAAAUUCAAAGUUUAGUAAAUUAAACCCCUGUCUGUUCUGUUGAGUCUCUUUCCUGUACUUGAGUAAUGGCUAAGAACAAUCUUAAAGUGAACCAGUCAUGUUGGGGUCGACUUAUAAUUACACCCAAAGCCAUAAAUAGAACCCAAACAUAUAUUAUCUUUGUUGGGAACAUCACUUGGAUUGUAAUUUGUCCACAUUACUCUCUCCCUUCAGGCUACCAAAUCCAAAACCAAACACAUUUCCCCAAAAUGUACCCUUUGUUCCAUCACAGAACUGAAACCCCAAUGUUCUCUUUACAUAUGAGGAUUCAGUAGCUAUUACAUCAUCAUCCAGUCCAAGGGUGCCCAAAAGGUAGAUCCCCAGAACUACAACUCCCGUGAUGUAUUGCAUGCCUGGAAUGUGUUUAGAAUGACAACGCAUCAUGGAAGCUGUAGUUUUAAAACAUCUUGGGAUCUACCUUAUGGGCACCCCUGAUCUAGUCCAAUGCUUCUCAAAAUGAAACGCAUGGCAAAUCACUGCAAUUUCACUAACAAACGUGCAUUCAAUGUCAUGAUGUGUGUGAUGACUCUAAACACGAGAACUCCAAAAAUCAAAGGAAAGAACUCUUAGUGGCUGUCUGAAAACCUCUAGAGUUGUGUUUUGACUAUAUGCAAACAUUUACUACAUAACAGAAAAGGGACAGGAACUUUGCACCAAAACCACAACAUUCAGAUGUGAUUUGGUGAUUAGAGUACCUUUAAAUGGUUACUCACACCGGUCUACUGGGUUAGUGUUGCCAUUCUACGUGGGGUAUGGGUUUUACCCUACUGUAACAGCCACCCUCUGGUUGCGUUUUUCUCCUCUUCUGCCCAUCGAAACAUUGACUGAUCUUACGUGGACAAACCAUGAUAGUGCCACACUGGGUUUAUUACCAGAACAUCUGUGUCAAAAUGGAGCGACGUUGGUCACUAUUCCUAUAUUCCACCAACAAACGACAUACUAGCUGGAGAACAUCUGUGACAGAGGGGAAAACUGCCAGUUUGGGGUUCUCCUGCUAUCACCUGUCACUCAAUUGUUGGCACAGACAUCUAUGCCAAGAAUUCACAGGUAGCAGAGGGCCCAAAUUUCUAAAGGGCCUGAAAAGAAAACCUAUACAUUGGCCAGCAUUAUGCAUAGAUGACAAUUUCAGCUCUGUCAUUUAAACCUAACGUGUGUGUACCAUGACGGCUGCACUGUAAAAGAAGACUGUUCAAUGUCUAUGGUAUUUAUAGAGUAAUUCCCACCAGUAAUAGCUGAAACACUAAUCGGGGUGUCCUGUAACAAGCUUAUACCAUUCUCCACAGGUCUGGGAGGGUCUGAAUGUGGUGAAGACAGGCCGUGUGAUGCUGGGAGAGACCAAUCCGGCAGACUCUAAGCCCGGCACCAUCCGUGGAGAUUUUGGCAUUCAGGUUCGCAGGUGAGUAGUGUAAAAAAAUCAAAGAAACCCCCAAAACACACCACUUCAUUCCUUCUAUCACAGAAUCCAGUUUACAGCACAGAAUACUUGGCUGCUUUUGCCAUUUGAUCCUCUAGACUUGCAAGAAGUGAAUUAUUUGAAUAAUCCUAUUUAAUGAAAUUUGAGCUGGAAUUUUUUUUUAAAGGGAUACUCCAGGCUGGCAAUGAACAAAGAUGGUACAAUAAUAAAAGUUCUCUGUUCCUACCUUGCUGCACAAUUCCACAAUCCUGCAUUAAUGUCUGAAGCCAGUGUGAUCUGGAUAUUUCCCAGCCAAUCCUGGUCCUCUUACCUUUAACGGAAGUGUAGUAUCCCACAAAGAUGGGGUUUACGUAGUGAUCUAGGUUGAAAGCACACUAGGGUUAAAAGUCCAUAAAGUUCAACCCUUCUGCCAACCAUGCCACAAAGAGGGGGAAUCCAUCUUAGCUCCAUAAUGGCAUUUAGAUUUCUCCUAGAACAACCUCUUCACAUACACACUAAUAUCCAACAAAAAAUCGAGACCUUCUUUAAAUAUAUUUACAGAGUCUGUGUUAUAAGCUUCCAGCACAAUAAUGGCAGAUGAUUCUGAACGGACGUGUAUAGGACUGAAUACAGUGACCGGCUAAAUGUUUGUUGUGGAACAUAUGGAAUGCUCUGAGUGAGUGUCUGAAGGUUUAAAGAUCUUUUUGGAGAAAUGAUAUGUUAAAGUAUUACUAUAGUGCCAGGAAUACGCACUAAAGCUCCCUCUGCCUUCCCUGUCCCAGCCGUGGUUAUCUGAUCCCAGCACCGAUGCCCCUUGGUGCUGGGCCACGGCUCCGCCUUUUCUUUUAUCUCUCGAGGAGUGUACGCACAUUAGACCUUGAAUCAAUGCUUUCCUAUGGGGAAGUAGCUGAUGCUGGAUGUCCUCAUGCAGAGCUUGAAGACGUCCAGCAUCAUUUACAGGACCAAAAGCCCGUUAACAUCGAGGAAGCGCCUCCAGUGGCUGAGUGGUAUGAAGCCAAUAGAGGCUGUCUUAGUGCUACAAUGUAAACAAUGCAGUGUAGUAGACUGCUUAUUAAGGCUCUGUAUCUGUGACUUCAGCUUAUUCUCACUCUAUUGGACCAUAUUCUAUCGUCACAUUCCUGUUCUGACUUACCGUUGCAUCUUCCAGGAACAUCAUUCACGGCAGCGACUCUGUGGAAAGUGCCAAGAAGGAGAUUGCCUUGUGGUUCACUCCAGAAGAGCUGUGCGACUACAAAAGCUGUGCCAACGACUGGGUGUAUGAAUAA
Messenger RNA from Pelobates cultripes (western spadefoot toad), 19635 nucleotides. The record is from the annotation of a GenBank genome assembly. NCBI's taxonomy places the organism in Eukaryota, Metazoa, Chordata, Amphibia, Anura, Pelobatidae.